This is a messenger RNA of Prosopis cineraria, 2437 nucleotides long. RefSeq names its product ABC transporter G family member 21-like. Gene Ontology annotation, molecular function: ATP binding; ABC-type transporter activity; ATP hydrolysis activity. Bases 218 to 2272 code for a protein of 684 amino acids. The transcript is spliced from 5 exons. The record is from RefSeq and is a predicted model, not a curated record. Lineage: Eukaryota; Viridiplantae; Streptophyta; Magnoliopsida; Fabales; Fabaceae. Gene Ontology annotation, cellular component: membrane.
UCUUAUCACCCUCAAGUCUCUCACCUUCGUGUGCUUCUCGUGGUUUCCUCACUUUAUUGUUAGUCUCUCGAUACCUCUCUCGUGUGAUCUUCUUCUUCUUCUUCUGGUUCUAUAUCAGCCAUCUCUUCUAGUUCUUCAUAGUCUUUCAUACAAUUGAGAUCAGUCAAAUAUUGAUCAUCGUAUAUAUUAUCUGAAUCUUGUUAGUUUUCUGUGAGAGAUGAUGCCCCUUCAUGAUCAAGAAACUACCACAGUCGCUACUGUCACGCCAAACAUGCAGAGUCAGACCGUCGUGAGCCGGCCGGAGAAUGGCUCAGUCCACGCCGAGCCGUCCGGUUUGGGCCGUCACGGCGGAGAACCUGGUCUUGAUACCACCAUUUCCGACCAUGAUCACCACCCAACAACACCAAGAGUUUCGGCUCUACACCAAUCCUUGCGUCCUGUUACGCUCAAAUUUGAAGACUUCUCUUACAGUGUAACAAUCGAAAGCAAGAAGAAUGCUUGUGUCUGUGUUUCUUCUCAAAAUCAGAAGGUGACGAGGACGAUACUCAACGGCGUGACAGGGAUUGUCCGGCCCGGUGAGCUAAUGGCAAUGCUGGGUCCGUCCGGUAGCGGGAAGACCACGCUGCUGACUGCCCUCGCCGGCCGGCUAACCGGGAAAGUCUCUGGCUCCAUAACAUACAAUGGCCAACCCUUCUCUAGCUCCAUGAAGCGCAAGACCGGAUUUGUCACACAAGACGACGUUCUCUAUCCUCACCUCACUGUCCUUGAGACGCUCACUUUUGCUGCUUUGCUAAGACUUCCCAAGAGCCUCACCAGAAAAGAGAAAAUGGAGCAGGCCGAGACCAUCAUGGCGGAGCUCGGGCUCACCAGGUGCCGAAACAGCCCCAUCGGCGGAGGAGCCAGCUUGGUUAGGGGCAUUUCCGGCGGAGAACGAAAACGGGUCAGUAUCGGCCAGGAGAUGCUUGUGAACCCGAGUCUGUUAUUGCUGGACGAGCCGACCUCGGGGCUGGACUCGACGACGGCACAGCGCAUCGUGGUUAUGCUCCGGGGGCUGGCUCGUGGCGGCCGGACUGUGGUGACGACCAUUCAUCAGCCUUCGAGUCGGUUGUAUAGAAUGUUCGAUAAGGUGGUUGUGUUGUCGGAUGGGUACCCGAUUUACAGCGGGAAAGCGGUUCGGGUCAUGGAGUAUCUUGGGUCCAUCGGGUUUGUGCCCGCUUUCAACUUUAUUAACCCGGCAGAUUUUCUACUUGACUUGGCUAAUGGCGUAGUUGCUGAUGUCAAACAGGAUGGUCAAACAGAUUUACAUGGAACACUAGACCACCAUGAGGAUCAAGCUUCAGUUAAACAGUCCCUAGUUUCAUCCUACAAGAAGAUUUUAUACCCUUCUCUGAAACAAGAGAUUCAGCAAAGCAAUAGAGAGCUAGCUGCUUUCACAUCAGGAACACGAAGAAGUUCAGAGAAUCAAUGGAACACAAGCUGGUGGGAGCAGUUCAGGGUGCUUCUGAAGAGAGGCUUAAAAGAGAGGAGGCAUGAAUCAUAUUCAGGCUUAAGGAUUUUCCAAGUCUUGUCUGUCUCUUUUCUCUCUGGACUUCUGUGGUGGCAUUCUGAUCCCUCAAACAUACAAGAUCAGCUGGGCCUGCUCUUCUUCUUCUCAAUCUUCUGGGGAUUCUUCCCUCUAUUCAAUGCAAUAUUAGCAUUCCCUCUAGAGAGACCAAUGCUAUCAAAAGAGAAAUCAUCAGGAAUGUACCAUCUCUCCUCUUACUACAUGGCCAGAAUGAUUGGAGACUUGCCAAUGGAACUCGUGCUUCCCACUAUUUUCACAACAAUCACCUAUUGGAUGGGAGGCCUCAAGCCUUCACUUGUCACCUUUGUGUUAACCCUCUUGAUCAUCCUCUUCAAUGUCCUUGUGUCCCAAGGCAUAGGCCUUGCCCUUGGGGCCAUCCUAAUGGAUGUGAAGCAAGCCACAACUCUGGCUUCUGUGACCAUGCUCGUGUUUUUGCUAGCUGGUGGUUAUUACAUUCAGAAAAUGCCUUCUUUCAUAGCUUGGCUUAAGUACUUCUCAUUCAGUCACUAUUGCUAUGAGCUUCUGGUGGGAGUUCAGUAUUCAAAAGAUCAAGUCUAUGACUGUGGCCAUGGGUUGCAUUGUAGGGUAGUGGAUUUUCCUGCCAUAAGGUGUUUGGAUAUUGAAAACCUGUGGGGGGAUGUGGCUGCCUUGGCUGUUAUGUUUGUUGGAUACAGAAUUGUGGCCUAUCUAGCUUUAAGGAUGAGGUAGCCUCUGAAUAAAAUAGGCUUCAUUUUAGUUGAGAGAGCAUGAUGUUUAGUUUCUUUCUUUCCUUUUCUUUCUUCCUUCCUUUUUUUUUUUUUUGGGUCAUUUCAAUCAGAUACCAAGUUCAAGUGUUAAUUUGAUUCAAUUGUUUUACGACAUAUAUCUUAAUUA